UUUACAAUAUAGAUAGUAUUCAUAAAUAUGCAUUAUCUACCUUAAUUUCAGGACCAUCUAAUUAAUGUAAUAUUUUUUUUAUAAGAAAGUGCAGUGUUUUGAAAUUAAUUCUAUUUAAAUUUUUUGUUGAAUAAUGGCAAAAAAUUUGUCAGACAGCAGUGAUUUUUCUUCAUCGACAUCAGAUGAAGAGGAAGUACUUAAACAUAAGAGUAAAAAAUUGAAAGUUCUACAAGUAGAAGAUCGAGCUACAUCAAAGUUUUAUACUAAAGAUGAUAGCCAAGAAGAUCUUCCAUAUGUUGCUGAUAAUGUUUUUAAAGUUAAAAAAACAAAACAAAACAAAUAUAGAACAAAAUUUAAAUCCAAAAGCCAAUCAUCGUCUAAAUCUCAUGAAACUAUAGAUGAUUCAAAAGAAAUAAAGUAUGCUAACAACUAUGCUCCAAACAAUCUCGAAAAAUCAUAUUUAAAUAAUCCAGUUGCAUUUAUGAAGAGUGAUAUUAGUCUAGAACAUAAUAAAAAAAGAUUAUCUUCUUCUGAAGAUAGUUCAGAUAGUGAUAGUGUUGAUGGUUUUUCAAAGUAUGGGGCACAAUCAAAGACUGAACAAUCUGAUGGUGCUUCUUGUUCAAGAACAAUUGAUUCUGAUUCUAAUUUAUCAGAUGAUCCUCCUAAGAUGUAUGGAACUGUUGAAAAUAAUGAAAAGAGUAACAAGGGAAUGUCUUUAAUGAAAAAAGCUGGUUAUAAAGAAGGUGAAGGAUUGGGAAAAAAUGCUCAGGGAUUGGUGAAUCCAGUACAGUUACCUACUCAAAAAGGCCGUAGAGGCUUGGGUUUUGCAUCACGAGAACCAAGAGAAUCUUUUGUUUUGGACUGGGAUCCCGAACAAGAAGAAUCAACAGAUAUUUUAAAAGUGACUGAUUGGUUAGAAAAUGAAGAUCCAGCGUCAUUAUCAAUUGAUGUUAUGAAUUAUUGGUAUGAAACUGGUGAAAAAAAAUUAACAUAUAAUCAAACAACAGAGUUUGCAGAUUCAGAAAUUUUUAAAGUUGUUAAUUGUAGCAAGAAUGUUUUGGAUAAUAUUGAUGACCAUGAUUUCCGCCAUGCUAGAACUAAAGCAAAUCCAUUUGAGACAGUGAAAAAUGGUAUAUUCCAAAACCGAGCUGCAAUGAAAAUGGCCAAUAUUGAUUGGGCAUGUGAUUUUAUGUUCACUGAUCCUAGAUAUAGCGAUGGUUCAUCCAUGCUAACAAGUCCUAGUAGUUUACUUUAUUUUGCUGAUAUAUGUGCUGGACCUGGAGGUUUUUCUGAAUAUGUAUUAUGGAGAAAAAGUUGGAAAGCAAAAGGUGUAGGAUUUACAUUACGUAAUGCAAAUGAUUUCAAAUUGAAUGACUUUUAUGCUGGUUCUCCUGAGUCAUUUGAAGCUUUUUAUGGUCAUGAUGAAGAUGGUGAUAUCUAUAAACCAAAAAAUAUUCAGUCAUUAGAAAGGUAUGUAAUGGAGAUGACUGAGGGAAAAGGUGUACAUUUUGUUAUGGCUGAUGGUGGGUUUUCAGUUGAUGGCCAAGAAAGUUUUCAAGAAAUUUUGUCUAAACGAUUGUAUCUAUGUCAAGCCUUAGCGGCUUUAAGUAUUUUACGACCUGGUGGACAUUUUAUGUGUAAACUUUUUGAUAUAUUCACUGAAUUUAGUGCUGGAUUAUUGUACCUUUUGUACCAAAGUUUUAAACAAAUUAGUAUUUAUAAACCAGUCACGAGUCGCCCUGCAAAUUCUGAAAGAUACAUAAUAUGUAAGUGGAGAUUAGAUGAUAUACAAGAUAUAAAACAAUAUUUAUAUAGUGUAAAUUUAACUUGGAAUGGAUUAAGUUCAAAAGAAGAUAUUUUAUCUAUUGUUCCAUUGCAAGAAAUUCAAAGAGACUCUAAUUUUUUUAAGUACCUUUGGGAUUCUAAUAAUAAAUUAGGACAAAUUCAAGCAUUGAGUUUAUCAAAAAUUGUAGCUUAUACUAAAGAUCAACGUUUGGCUGAUGAAAGACAAAAAGAUCUAAAAAAAAAAUGUUUAGAAUUGUGGGAAGUAAAAGAUGGUGUAAGACGUGCUCCUUUUAGAAGUGAUCCUAAAGAUACUUGCAAUUCACUUAUAACUGGAUCAAAAGAUUUCUUACAGUCAUUACCAGAAUUUUUAAGCAAAGAAAAUUUACAGAAACAUGUAAAAUCUAUAUAUGACUGGCAUUGUGUUUUGCUCAACAACUCUAAACCUCCAACAUAUUUUCUGAGUUUAGGUGGUAGCCAGGUAUACGAAUUAGUUAAUAAUCAAUGGGUCUCUAAUGAAUAUUUAAAGAGUGUAAUGAUGAGCCCUGGCACACUUGUAUAUGGUGAACUAGCUAUUGAAUUAGAAGGUGAAGAUCUAGGACAACUUAGAGUAAGAGUAUUGCACAUUAUAGAUGCAUAUAAGCUUGGAAACAUUGAUAUUAGUAAUGAACAUUAUUUAUCAAGGAUAAAUUAUUGUAAAGAUUUUGCAAAGUCCAUGAAUAAAAUAGAAUCAGAUAAAACAAGAAUUAGAGUAAAGGAACCUGUUUACUUAGAAAACAUUCCAGAAAUAUUUGAAAAAAUUGACCUUAGAUGGUCAAAGUUUCAUCGUAAAUCUGUGAAGAUGUAUAUGUUGGAUAGUGAAAAAUAUUGUUGUGCUUCUGGAAUAUUAUUUAUUAAAGCCACAUUAAGUCCAUGGGUGAGAGCAUUAUCACGUACCUAUAAAACAAUGUAUUAUGGUCAUCCUACAAAAAAAGCUAUUUAUGAAGAAGGAAAUCCAAUUGCUGCGUACGCCCCUUUUAGGGACUGCCGUAUUACUAAUAAAAUAUGGUUUUGGAUGGAUGAAUUUGGAAAUCCGUUAAAAAACCCAAUUUUAGAACAAGAAGAUCUUGAGAAACUAAAGUAAUUCAGAAUUAUUUUGAAUAUUAUUCUUGUUUAUAUAAUUACAAAUGAAUAAUUUAUAUUUACAUGUAUAUUAAAGUUAGAUUGGUUAUUUUGACUGACUUAAACUGAAAAAUAAAAAUUAACUGAUAUUUU
Rhopalosiphum maidis (corn leaf aphid) is the source of this 3036-nucleotide messenger RNA. RefSeq names its product cap-specific mRNA (nucleoside-2'-O-)-methyltransferase 1 (gene Cmtr1). Gene Ontology annotation, cellular component: cytoplasm; nucleus. Gene Ontology annotation, molecular function: nucleic acid binding; methyltransferase cap1 activity. Gene Ontology annotation, biological process: 7-methylguanosine mRNA capping. Lineage: Eukaryota; Metazoa; Arthropoda; Insecta; Hemiptera; Aphididae. The record is from RefSeq and is a predicted model, not a curated record. The transcript is spliced from 17 exons. The coding region runs from base 134 to 2905 and encodes 923 amino acids.